Lontra canadensis (Northern American river otter) is the source of this 1231-nucleotide messenger RNA. It is a transcript of the gene GHSR, whose product is annotated as growth hormone secretagogue receptor. The coding region runs from base 1 to 1101 and encodes 366 amino acids. Gene Ontology annotation, cellular component: plasma membrane. Gene Ontology annotation, molecular function: growth hormone secretagogue receptor activity. Lineage: Eukaryota; Metazoa; Chordata; Mammalia; Carnivora; Mustelidae. The record is from RefSeq and is a predicted model, not a curated record. Gene Ontology annotation, biological process: G protein-coupled receptor signaling pathway; hormone-mediated signaling pathway. The transcript has 2 exons.
AUGUGGAACGCGACGCCGAGCGAGGAGCCCGGGUACAACCUCACGCUGCCGGACCUGGGCUGGGACGCUCCCGCCGACAACGACUCCCUGACCGACGAGCCCCUGCCGCUCUUCCCCGCGCCACUGCUGGCCGGCGUCACCGCCACCUGCGUGGCACUCUUUGUGGUGGGCAUCGCGGGCAACCUGCUCACCAUGCUAGUGGUGUCGCGCUUCCGCGAGCUGCGCACCACCACCAACCUCUACCUGUCCAGCAUGGCCUUCUCCGACCUACUUAUCUUCCUCUGCAUGCCCCUCGACCUAGUCCGCCUGUGGCAGUACCGGCCCUGGAACUUCGGCGACCUGCUCUGCAAACUCUUCCAGUUCGUCAGCGAGAGCUGCACCUACGCCACGGUGCUCACCAUUACCGCGCUGAGCGUCGAGCGCUACUUCGCCAUCUGCUUCCCACUGCGGGCCAAGGUGGUAGUCACCAAGGGCCGGGUGAAGCUGGUCAUCCUGGUCAUCUGGGCCGUGGCCUUCUGCAGCGCCGGGCCCAUCUUCGUGCUGGUCGGGGUGGAGCACGAGAACGGCACCGAUCCUCGGGACACUAACGAGUGUCGCGCCACCGAGUUCGCCGUGCGCUCUGGACUGCUCACCGUCAUGGUGUGGGUAUCCAGCGUCUUCUUCUUCCUGCCCGUCUUCUGCCUCACUGUGCUCUACAGCCUCAUCGGCAGGAAGCUGUGGCGAAGAAAGCGGGGCGAGGCGGCCGUGGGAGCCUCGCUAAGGGACCAGAACCACAAGCAAACCGUGAAAAUGCUGGCUGUCGUGGUGUUUGCUUUCAUCCUCUGCUGGCUGCCCUUCCAUGUAGGGCGAUAUUUAUUUUCCAAGUCCUUCGAGCCUGGCUCCUUGGAGAUUGCUCAGAUCAGCCAAUACUGCAACCUGGUAUCCUUUGUCCUCUUCUACCUCAGUGCUGCCAUCAAUCCCAUUCUGUACAACAUUAUGUCCAAGAAGUACCGGGUGGCGGUGUUCAAGCUUCUGGGAUUUGAACCCUUCUCCCAGAGGAAGCUCUCCACUCUGAAGGAUGAAAGCUCUCGGGCCUGGACAGAAUCUAGUAUUAAUACAUGACCAUGCACAUUGCUGAGCAAAGUCAUCGCUUAUACUGAACCAGAAGCCAUAGCACAGCAGAACUUGGGAAGAAGUUGAUGGUUAAUUUUGGAAUUAGGAACACACAGCUCUGGAAACAAUUGGGAAGAAA